Molecule: messenger RNA, 1266 nt
Organism: Argentina anserina (silverweed cinquefoil)
Lineage: Eukaryota; Viridiplantae; Streptophyta; Magnoliopsida; Rosales; Rosaceae
Product: F-box protein At5g07610-like
Exons: 1
Coding region: 1-1266 (421 amino acids)
Molecular function (GO): protein binding
Source: RefSeq, a predicted model, not a curated record
AUGAUGCAAACACUAAAACGUUGCAGCACCACCGGAAGCUUAGGAGAAAGCAUAUUAGACUAUGAAGAUAUCCUUACGGAAAUCCUUGUGCGUGUACCAGCUCUUGCACUGGUCCGCUGCAAAUGCGUCUCAAAGCGCUGGCUCUCUUUUCUUUCCAACCCCAAGUUCUGUCAUCUCCACACCCUUAGGAAUCCACGCCCGCCCAUCUCCGGCUUCUUUUCUGAACUAUCCAAAAGGUUCUAUUUUGUCCCUCUUGACAUUGAUCAUGAUCGUCCGACUAGUCCUACCAACUGCCGGAACCAAACUCUAACCGGGUCUGCAAGGUCACAUCUACCCACCUGCAAUCCUCUGAAUUUUGUUCUCCACCCAUGUGGCAUUCAGAUUAUGCAGUCAUGCAAUGGCCUCUUCUUGUGCCGUAUCCAACCUCUGGACGAUACGGCUAAUAGACUUGUUUAUUAUGUUCUCAAUCCCACAACCAACAAGUUCUCCCCUCUUACUCCUCCAGCUGCUGCUGCUGCUGCCUCUACUGGUGAUCCCCGAGUUUUCGGCUACGCUUUGGCUUUUGACCCUUCCAAAUCACCCCAUUACAAAGUAGUCUUCCUUUGGUUUGUCGAAGAACCAGUUGCAGAAGGCAUCUGGUGGCCGUACUAUCACAUUGAGGUAUAUUCUUCUGAGACUCGUAGUUGGAGACUUCUGGAUUCUUCUUUCGAGACUCAAAGUCAAGUCGACUACAGACUUGGCGUAUACUGCAACGGUGCAGUUCAUUGGUUAGGCAUGGAUUGUGAGAUGUCAUACUAUCACAUAGAUGAAGAGCGUGUUGGAUUCGUUGAUGGUUUCCCGAGCUACGGAGCCAAUUUCCAUUCCACCAUGUGUACAUAUGUUAGGGAGUCUCAUGCUGGUGGCCGUUUGCAUCUUAUUGAUAUUAAAUUACAAAGUCCUACUCAAUUUACAGUCUUCGAGAUGGGGAAAGACUACUCUGGCUGGUUUUCCAAGUACAAUGUUGAUCUUGAUCCCUUAUGCACGGCUUACCCGCACAUCCUACAAUAUCGUUGUGCUAUUCUCUCUCUUGCUCCAGACGAAAAUGACGAAGAUGAGGAAAGUUCAUAUCUGUUGAUGCUGCAUACACCUGGUACAGUCAUCUCUUAUAAUCUUAAGAAUAACACCUUCAAAUCCACCGACUUAAUUCCCAAGGUCCCGGUUGAUGAUUCUUAUUGCCGAGUUGGCUAUGAAAAUUAUCGAUAUGUUGAGAGUUUGGCUGUUGUGUAA